This is a messenger RNA of Pelagomonas calceolata, 1048 nucleotides long. Lineage: Eukaryota; Pelagophyceae; Pelagomonadales; Pelagomonadaceae. The record is from the annotation of a GenBank genome assembly.
GCAAAAAGCAGCUGAAGUGCCACUUACGCUGCCGUAGAGAUCAAAAUCCGGACUCGUCAGUUUUCCUCUGUGAAGCCAACAUACGUGCGCGACGCUGCAUACGGCAAUCAGCUGCCUACACUGGGCAGCAGCCACUCAGCACCACUCAGCAUCAGCACUCAGCAGCGCUCAAGCAGCAGUCGGUCAAAGCAAAAUGUAUGCCACCCUCAAGCAGUUCGGCCUCCCAGCCGUCGCCGGCUCGACGGCGGUAUUGGCGAGCCACCCGCUGGAGCUCGUGAAGAGCCGCCUGCAGCUCGACAACGAGUUACGGGCGCGAGGCGCGAAGUCACAAUAUAACGGCUGGCUCGACUGCGUCAAGACGUCGUGGGCGCGGGGCGGCGCGCGGGACCUGUGGCGCGGCGUCCAGUUCGGCGUGGCGCGGGAAUUCGUCUUCAACGCCGCGCGCAUCGGGAGCUUUGAUUUCUUUAAAGUCCUCCUCGCGGAUUUCCCGCCGAUCUUCGCGGGCUUCUGCAGCGGCGCGCUGGGCGGCUGCGUGGCUAAUCCCGUAGAGGUGCUCAAGGUCCGCGCCCAAGCGUUGGGCGGCUUGACGGGCCACCAACAUCACAAGUCGGACGUGGGCCUCGUCUCCACAUUACGGCGCGUCGCGCACGAGGAGGGCGGGCGGACGCUCGCGACGACGGGCCUCGGCACGUCCAUCGUGCGCGGCAUGCUCGGGCCCGGCACGCAGCUGCCCUGCUACUACGAGCUCAAGCGGCGGUGCUCCCUGAUAGGUUUCGAGGGCCCCCUGGCCCACGGCUUCUGCUCCGCGGCGUCCGCAGGGGCGUCCAUCCUCUUCUGCAACCCGGCGGACGUCGUGCGGACGCGAUUAUAUAACCAGCCCCCCGGCAAGGCGAGAUACCGCCACGCCGGCGACGCGGUCGCGAAGAUUCUGGCGACGGAGGGCCCGCUCGGCUUCUACAAGGGCGCGCUCAGCCACUACGCGCGGCUCGGGCCGCAUUUGGUACUGGUGUUCCUCGUGCUGGAGCGGUUGAGGGUUGUCGUCCCGUAA